GCUGCCGCAUUUGCCCACCGCGAUUCUUUUCUUGCAAUGUGUAGCUACCCGCUUAUUUGGAUCUUUCUACCUGAGCUCAGGUGCUCAGGUCAAUCGAUCUCCUCGUCUAACCCUUUCCUUUAACGUCAUAAAUUAUCAAGCACAGAUGAUAUCACCUCUAUUUCGAGAAUCAUUUGCAGAUCAAUGUGGCGGCCUUCUUUCUUUCUCCCUUCAGAAAUCGACACGCCUUGUUUAUUUCUUUCAACAAGCAUCAAUUAGUUUUUCUUACUGAUUGAAGUAAUCAAAGCCUUUUAUCGUUGAGCAAAUAUUCCUGUUGUGAUCGGUCACUAUGCGGUGCAUGAGUGGUGGUUAUGUUGUUUCCUUACACAAAUUUACAGAACAAACGACCAGGGAAUCAAAAUAAAGAUUUCCAUGAACAAUACCUUCUUGGUGAACAGACACUGUAGGGAUUUACAACAGCAGAAUGUUGCAUGGUGGAAGUUCUCCAAGCUUUUGUUCCUACACUUCUGUGCUUCCUUGUUUUUUUCUAGCAUUCUUCAUGUAUUUUAUUGCCGCCGUAUCUGUUGUGGUACCGGGCUCUAGUUGUUAUGCCCUGGAUAAUACCAGUCGCCUCGUUGAUUUUACUGACUGGAUUGGCCAUCCUUUUGAAUUUGAUGGAAAGGAUGCUGAUUUGGUUGUUCGAUUCUGCAAGGAUGUGGAGCAUCGAUCUCAAGUGGGGUAUGUUGAUUUUGGUCGUUAUGAAACUUCCAACUAUUUUGUAUCCAGUUCAGGGCCAGUGGACUUUGUUCAGGGGUAUUAUAAUGGAGACCUAAAAAAUUGUGAAAGUAGCUUUGACAAAAUGGGCCGUACAGCUCAGGUAGAGAUUAUAUGUGGAAGCUGCUUAAAUGGAGCAUGUAAAGGGGAACCUGGCUGCAUAUGUAGUGUAAAUUAUGAUCAAACAAUGUGCAGGGUUUUGGUUGAACUUGCAAUCCCAUGUGUUAAACAUGGUUCUCGAGUAUUUGAAGGUUUCACUGUUGGUUUUCAUCCUCGCACAUGGGAAGUUGUGUACAAUGGAAUGACCCAAGUAGGAUAUGAAAAACUUCAUAAUGAAUUCAGUUUUGGCACUGAGCAGACACAUGUAUCUCUCUAUCUGACAGCAGUCUCUUCUCUCUCUCGUCUUGUCAAAAAGCCACAUUUCAAGGUUAACCCCAAUAAAGGGCUUGAGGUCAAGUUGACGGGUUCAGCAGAAAGUGGCAGAGCCCCUACAACUUUAUCUCCUACAGUUCUAAACAUAUACUGGAGAUGUGAGCAGGCUCGUGAUACUCCUUAUGAGAUCGAGAUCUUGAUACCAGUUGAUGGUUAUGAUCCAAUUGGUUUCACCCUCACAAAGUUAUGCGAUUAUAAGCAAGGAAGAGAAGGUGAUGCUACUAGUGGCUGGGCUACAUUUGGAGUGCUUUCCUGCAUCUUCAUUGUGUCAUCUACUUUAAUUUGUUGUGGAGGGUUUAUCUACAAGACUCAUGUACAACUUCAGCAUGGUCUCGAUGCGUUGCCUGGAAUGACUAUCCUUUCUGCUCUAUUGGAAACAGUAACCAGGCCUCGGGUCUACUCAGCAGGAGAGGAGGAUAGCCGUAAUUUUGCAAACCAUGCAUCUUGGGAAUGUCCAGCUGCUUCAGCACAAGGGAGCCAGAGAACAGAUGAGAGGAGAUAUGGUUCAAUCUGAUAUGCUAUCUGUUCAUAAGAUG
Musa acuminata AAA Group (dessert banana) is the source of this 1721-nucleotide messenger RNA. RefSeq lists its product as uncharacterized. Lineage: Eukaryota; Viridiplantae; Streptophyta; Magnoliopsida; Zingiberales; Musaceae. Bases 464 to 1699 code for a protein of 411 amino acids. The transcript is spliced from 18 exons. The record is from RefSeq and is a predicted model, not a curated record.